Molecule: messenger RNA, 2457 nt
Organism: Alternaria infectoria
Lineage: Eukaryota; Fungi; Ascomycota; Dothideomycetes; Pleosporales; Pleosporaceae
Exons: 3
Coding region: 1-2457 (818 amino acids)
Source: RefSeq, a predicted model, not a curated record
AUGUCUGAUGCGGGGCGCGAAACGCCUCUUCCACAAUACGAAAAGACGCAAUCGGUGCCGUUCACUCUCAAUCUCCAAGAAGAUGCACGCAAUCCCGGCCAAUUUCAGCUCGUCUUCAACCUGGGCCCGAAACAACAAUCGUCGAUCGGUGUGCCUCUGAGUUGUGCACCUAAUGUUGCCGCGUCUACGACUCUACGAGAUGGCUUCAAGUCUAGUGUCGAGAGCUCAGUUCCUCAAAAGACGAGUCCGCCAAGCACUCCUCUCCACGAAAGGCAAGGCUGGGCCGACCUGGACAAUGUGCCUCCUGACUUUCUCAAAAAAGUAGUGCCAGAUUGGAAUGUGUCCUUCUCGCGGAGCGACUCAACGGCUUCCACCCAGUCUAAACGACUUACCGACAUCAAGGCCAGGAUCAAGAAAAAAGGCAAGGGCUACGUGGUGCGCUUGUUGAAAGGCUCAACCGAUUCGAACGAGAUUGCCGAAGUUGAUUUGGGUCAAGCGGUUGGCUCAGAACGGGUAUUUGCGACUCCAGAGCUUGACUCGGCGACUUUGCCUGCGGAGCUGUAUUCUCCUUCUCCAGCUGUUGCAUCAAAUACCGACAGUCUCUUGGGUCGCGACGAUAUCUUCGAGAUCGGUACUUCCAACACAUCAGGCAUCCAACGAUCACCGCCGUCCACAAUUCCACCAAGGAGUCAUUUGCCGCGCAAUAGUCUAGCCCGGACUUCGAUUGCAGAGGAUGGCUUCAGUGAUGCUGAGACUCUGAUACCAGACAUCCGCUCGAUAUACGACCGUAUGGAUGAAGAUCAGACUGAUGCAGAACCGUCAUCUCAGACCCCAUCAAUGUUUCCUACCCGGUCAGCCUCAGUCUCCAGUAUCGUGAAGACGCCAACCCGCGGUCUGUCACUCGUUGGACCUGUACGAAAGCGUGUCGAGAAGAAGAAGACGCGUCCCCGUGUGAAGAGCCGAGCGGCGAACCUAGACCUCAAACGACCCAAACAUGGCUUACGGUUGAACACCGACGUACCUCAGACCAAGUCAGCUCAUGUUUCGCCGGCGACGCGCCGCAAGAGAUCACCUAGAAUAAGGAAGAGCGCAUCGUCCUCUUCUUCGUCAAUAGAUACCGAGGACGCCAAUGCACUGCUAUCACCGCAAUCGGCAGGGGCGAGUCGCGCAGAUGAGCUCCGUGAAGCGCUAAGAAGAGCUUUAGAUCAAAUUGAGUCCGAGAAUGAGGAUCUUGAUGAUAGAUUCGAAAAGCCUGUAGUUCCCACCAUUGUCGAACCAUCCAUUGACGAUCAUGUUGGCGAAAUACCGCUACCUCCGGAAGCAGAAAUACGGAUGGCAUCUCCUGAGGGUCGAAACACAACAUUGAGGUACUGGGGUCUUGCAUUGAGUGCGUUGUCAGAUAAAGCCUACGAAGGCUUUCGAUUGCUUCGUGAUACAUUCGGUACUGAACCGCCCGUGCCGCAGGGGCAUGUGCGGGUGCGAUGGACUUGCUCAUGUGGUGAGCCAUUGUUUGACGACUUUAUCGAACAGCGACCCAAUGCUGCCCGCCUUCUUGAAGCUUAUCUUAACCGCCCAAGAUCUCAUACACCACAUAGCCCUACCAGCCAAAGCAGCACCGCAUCAUCGAUGGCCUCCAUCUUUGACUCGUCGAGCAGAGCGUCCACAUUGACCACGCCAUCGUCGACAUACGGCGGGCCUAACUCUUGGACCAGAGGCAGCGAUCCUUCCAAGUAUAGUCCGUCGCGUACUGUAGCCAGUAACCCCUUCAGUGUCCGCAUGCCGUCCUUCGUCCAAGAAUCCUGGCUCCUGACAUGCGCAAAUGAGGGCCGCCUAACACCCAAGAUCGUCCAUCUCGAUGUCAACGAAGGGCGCGUGAGAAGCGACAAAGAUCUAGCGCUCGCGCUGCGAGAGCACUAUGACCAGCUCAAUCGGCGGUGGUUCAACUGGGCUCGUCUUCGCGGGCUAACGACCAUCGAGUUUGUUCAAUUCGAAGUCCAUCGCAAUCGCUUCGCUGAUAUCCGUGCGACACCGUCUAUGCCUCCCAAGUCAGCUGCCUCUUCAGCAUCGACCAGCGAACCAGAGAAGUCUGCAGCGCCGUCUCAGCAUCCGUACACCUUCGAGCCUAACGACCUCCUGCCGCCUGUUGGUAGCACCUAUCUCCUCCAUCUGUUCAAGCACCCGCAGGAUUAUGAGGGCGAGCUGAUUACGUAUCUUCGCAGUCCGAAACGGAGGCAGCGGUUGGAGUUCGGUAUGGGCUGGGGCGUUCAUCUCGUGGAGGGGUUCCUUGCGCAGCGCGUGUGGGCGGUGAUGAUGGGUGUUUGCGGCUUGGGUAGUGCGGUGUUCGCGAUUCUGUGGACGGUCAGGAAGGGCGACGUACAGGGUGCCUUUGGGGUUGCGCAGUGGGUGUUGGGUAUUGCUGUUUUGCUGGUUGGCGGUCUGCAGGCGUGGUUGGAGUAG